AUGAGUGAUCCUGCGGAUCUGCGACGCGCCGCUGCGCAGAGGCAGGCAGCUACUAAGCGACGGCGGCAGCGUCUCUUAUCAGCCAGUGACAACGGCGCCAUUGUGGAGUAUGAGCCUGUUAUGUCUUGCACUGCCGCAGCACCAUCUCGGCGCAUUUCCCUUCCACCACGUCACACUCUUACACGCCCUCAACUCUUCAAGUACUACAGGCUAGUCACCGGGGGCGAGCCAUUCUCGAUGCAGUGUGAUCCCAAAGAGGAGGGCUAUAACUACAGCUGGUUCACUCCAGCCAGCACUGAACGAAGGAAGAAAACAGUAAAAGGCCGACGCCGUUUGCAAGAGGCCCUCGUUGUGGCUAGGGAUUCACGAAGUGCUCUGGAAGGGGGUGUCAGAGGUGUUUUUGACUCCGGCCACCUUUAUUCCCCGAUUUGCCGCCGGUUUAUAAAGGCUCCUGAAGAGAACGCCAUCGUUGAUGCUCACAAAUUGAUGAUAAACCAAUGCGUAGGGAAUGCUGGAGACGUGGACACAACUAUUAUUUUGGUGCAGCCGGUGGCUGGGGAUCUUCCCACUGAAGAAAAGGUGGUCCGCGAUGAGUUGCUUCGCGUGGCACCUAAAGGUCGUGAGUGGGAUCGGCAGCAUGCGCUGCGCCAUGUUAUUGGCCCGACAGCUCAAGAAGCCAUCAUUGACAGCUGCAUCGACCCGAGGUAUCGCCUUCCGGGCGACUAUGUGCGUCGGAAUGGACGGGGUGUGCUACUGGACGCACGUGGACGCCCGAUGCGUGUGACGAGGAAGUUUGUGACGAGAGAUGCUGAAUCUGUUUUGCGUAGCGGUGCCUGA
Trypanosoma rangeli is the source of this 837-nucleotide messenger RNA. RefSeq lists its product as uncharacterized. The coding region runs from base 1 to 837 and encodes 278 amino acids. NCBI's taxonomy places the organism in Eukaryota, Euglenozoa, Kinetoplastea, Trypanosomatida, Trypanosomatidae. The transcript has a single exon. The record is from RefSeq and is a predicted model, not a curated record.